UACAAAAAAAUAUUUAAAAAAUUAUAAAAUCUCACCCACUCAAAUGAUGACCACAUGGAUAACGCAGGAUAUAGAAAAGUGAAUCAGAGUCCAGAUAUCAGCAGGGACGAUCCCUCGGGUGAGGAAGGUUAUACGGAUACUGAGAGGGAGAACUUCGUUCUUAAUUUAAGUGACUUGAUCCUUCGGCUGAAGAACUUCCGUCGCAGCAAGCAGCAAAGACUUCCGCUCAUCGAGACGGAAGUGAGCAAACUUUGCAGCCUGGCACGUGAACAUUUCAUGAACGAACCCAUGCUACUGGAUGUUUCGGCUCCCGUUAGGGUCGUUGGCGACAUACAUGGCCAGUAUAUUGACCUCCUAAAGAUCCUCGACCACUGUGGCUAUCCUCCGAACACAAACUACCUAUUUCUGGGGGAUUACGUGGAUAGGGGAAAGAAUUCCGUGGAAACGAUCACCAUGCUUUUGGCCUUGCGGGUCAAGUAUCCCAAGCAUGUGCAUCUAUUACGUGGCAACCACGAAUGCCAGUCGGUUAAUCGGGUCUAUGGAUUUUUCGAUGAGUGUAAACGGCGAUACACGGUGAAACUGUGGAAGACCUUUGUCGAUUGCUACAAUUGUAUGCCGGUUGCAGCAACGAUUUCACAUCGCAUUUUCUGCUGCCACGGCGGCUUGAGUCCCCAACUGAAGGAUCUUAGCGAUAUCGACUCGCUCAGCCGUCCAACCGAAAUCCCAGAGACAGGUCUGCUGUGCGACCUGCUGUGGAGUGAUCCGGAUCGCUAUGGUUUCGGUUGGACGCCGAGCGAUCGGGGUGUCAGCUACCUCUAUGGACGCGAUGUUCUGGAGAAGUUUCUGCAGAAGCACGAUUUCGAUCUGGUAUGCCGGGCCCAUCAGGUCGUCGAGGAUGGUUAUGAGUUCUUUGCCAAACGGCAGUUGGUCACAGUCUUCUCGGCCCCGAACUACUGUGGGAUGUACGACAAUGCUGGGGCUUCGAUGGGCGUUGACAAGGAUCUGGUUAUCUCUUUUGAUGUACAGCGGCCCGAUAAUCGAAAAGCCGUUCUGAGGAAGGUCAGCAUUUCACCAGCAAAUUGAGAAAAACCAGGAAUAGACUGUUUUACCAAAGCGGACAAAGGGUUGUUAUGUAACAGUUCGCGCGAAUUCUUUAGGUCGCAGCACCUGUUGUUCAACAGAAUGCAAAAACGUUACUAUUCCCAGCCUAUUAA
Molecule: messenger RNA, 1214 nt
Organism: Drosophila subpulchrella
Lineage: Eukaryota; Metazoa; Arthropoda; Insecta; Diptera; Drosophilidae
Gene: PpD6
Product: serine/threonine-protein phosphatase alpha-3 isoform
Exons: 1
Coding region: 55-1083 (342 amino acids)
Cellular component (GO): nucleus; cytoplasm
Molecular function (GO): protein serine/threonine phosphatase activity
Source: RefSeq, a predicted model, not a curated record